CGUCACAACGCUGUUCCAUCAAUAUCGACUUGAGAAAGGCGAAUUUUUUUAAAAAGCAAACCGAAACGACGACUGAUAAUUUAACAAAAACAAUUUCCGACAGAGAAGUAUUAAUAUAUAAUUUACGGACGUUAUAAGGACACGUGCGAAUUUAUAAAAUUCGAUAAAUCGGGGGUGUAUAGCGAUGUUACUAGAACGCACCAAUCAGGGUUUUGAUUCGUCGUCCAUUGGCAAAAGAUUUCCAUAGCCAAUCAAGAAAGGAAGGACCAUCCAAUUUUUUUAACUGCAUGUUACACAAAGAGCCAUGGAUAUUGACCAGUAUCAAGUGGCAACAUCCGGUGGUACACUUCAGCCUCAAAACUCAGUUUCUGUCACAGGAAAUGGAAAUAACGGCGAUCAGAUGACUGUCAUGCAUACAUUACAGCCGGCAGCUAUGCAGCUGCCGGGUCAACAUGUCUCACAGCAGCCGCAGGUCAUACAGGUACCACAAAGUGCAGGUCAAGCUCAAUUAGUGCCUGGACAACAGAUCAUGGUACAAGCUCUUCCUCAAGGUCACACAAUACAGUUACAAGGACAGUCGGGUCCACAGAUUCAACAGAUACAAGUAAUACCUAUAGGGCAGCUUCAAGGUCAACAAGGUCAGCCACAACAGUUUAUUAUUCAACAGCCUCAACAAAGUCAAAUAUUCCAAACUUCAGAUGGACAGACUUUAGUUUGUCAACCUAUUUCAAUUGAUGGCACAAAUUUCGUUCAAGCUCAGAAUGGUAUAAUUCAAAUUCCGACCACGCCUAUCACAACCGGAAAUCCUUCUGCUGCACCACAAAUGGUACAGUCGACCGCAACAAGUCCAAGUCCACAGUCGAUAACAAUUCCUUCUUCUGUGGGUGUUCAGGGAGGAAAUAUUGUUAUGCAGGUGAUGCCAGGCAACGGCAAUGGAACUGGACUUCAGACAAUGCCAAGAUUACCGAUACCUGCGGGAGCCGAACUGAUGGAAGAAGAACCUUUAUAUGUAAAUGCCAAACAGUAUCAUCGAAUUUUAAAAAGACGACAGGCAAGGGCCAAACUGGAAGCCAACGGAAGGAUUCCCAAAGAAAGAAAAAAAUAUCUUCACGAAUCUCGACAUAAGCAUGCCAUGAAUAGAAUACGAGGAGAAGGUGGAAGAUUCCAUUCUGGUUCAUUAAAAAAUGAUGAAUAUAAUUUAAUGAAUGGAUGUAGGACAAUGGAUUCUCAAACUAAUACAGACUCAGAGAUUUUAGGUACAAAUGGCAUUGAUCUCGAGAUGCAAUACUUUGCAGAAACCACACAAGAUAUUGAUGAGAAUUCAUCAGUGAAUGGCUGAUCAGUAUUCACCAGAGUUUAAUAAUUCUUGCAAACUGAUCUCAUUCCUACUAGUGGAUCUGGAAACAAACCAAUUAGGUGCCUACAUUCUCAUAUUGGCACUAUGUGCCAAUGUCCAGAAACAGACUCUCAUCAUUCCUUACAUGGUUUUAAAAAAUCAUCACAUUGAUUUUGUACAAUUGCAGAUUCACUUAACUAAAAAAAAAUGAAAAUUCAGAGUCAUCUUGUAUUUUUAAUACAUUUUCAUAAAUAUUUGUGAUAUUGUGAUGUAAAUCAUGUCAUAGUUUAGUAUGUCUUAGAAUGCCUUGUCGACUGUGAAAUUCCAAAGGAAAAACAUGUCUUUGUCUCGUAGUAGUUUUUCAUUUGUUAAUUAACUCAUUUUAAAUCCAAUUAUAUUGGAAAAAACUUAAAAUUCAUUUAUAUUUUCGUAUGUUCAUUUUGUGUACGUAACUCCUUUUUUACAAAGUUUAUAAUACAGUACGGGAUUCGUGUACAGUUAUGAAUUGCUGUUGUAUCACAAUACACAUUAAAUACAACUGAUUAUUUAAUAUGCUGACUAUUGUAUUCU
Messenger RNA from Centruroides sculpturatus (bark scorpion), 1906 nucleotides. RefSeq names its product nuclear transcription factor Y subunit alpha-like. NCBI's taxonomy places the organism in Eukaryota, Metazoa, Arthropoda, Arachnida, Scorpiones, Buthidae. The record is from RefSeq and is a predicted model, not a curated record. Gene Ontology annotation, biological process: regulation of transcription by RNA polymerase II. The transcript has 10 exons. Gene Ontology annotation, molecular function: RNA polymerase II cis-regulatory region sequence-specific DNA binding; DNA-binding transcription factor activity, RNA polymerase II-specific. Bases 305 to 1339 code for a protein of 344 amino acids. Gene Ontology annotation, cellular component: CCAAT-binding factor complex.